Messenger RNA from Kuraishia capsulata CBS 1993, 636 nucleotides. RefSeq lists its product as uncharacterized. Gene Ontology annotation, biological process: protein import into nucleus. Bases 1 to 636 code for a protein of 211 amino acids. Gene Ontology annotation, cellular component: cytosol; nucleus. The record is from RefSeq and is a predicted model, not a curated record. Gene Ontology annotation, molecular function: nuclear import signal receptor activity. NCBI's taxonomy places the organism in Eukaryota, Fungi, Ascomycota, Pichiomycetes, Pichiales, Pichiaceae. The transcript has a single exon.
AUGUUUGGUGCCUGUAUAAGCGGAUAUCCAGUGGCAGUGGCUACGGAGGUUGAGCCCCUUAAAUAUACGAUUCAAUUCUCCGGGAUCAGGCGAAACGUGUCUCAUUUCUGUCUGUUCCUCUUGCCUGGAGUACCAUUUGACCCUGGCUACACAGCUCUGGUAUACUAUCAGAUCUCAAGCAAAGUCGAGGAUCUUUCACGACCAAAUGAAUUCACGCUGUUUGGAGGUUUAAUGGCGAGUAAGCCCAGUGCUAUCUUCAAGAUGAGCAAUCCGUAUGCUUCAUCUGGAGCAACAGAUGCCGAUAUGGGAAUGGAUAUGGAUUUUGGUGACGAUGCCAAUUCUGUGGAUAUCACGAUUGGAAUCUCGAUUGAGCCAAACGCUCAGGCUGCAUUGGCGCUAUCAAAAGUUUCAAAACCUCAAUCCAGUGCUCUGGUGCCGAAGUCUGGCUCCAACAUCACAUCCCCACAUGAGCUGAUGGUGAGCACAGCCAACAAAAUAAUCGGAAAGGCUUACAACUAUCUCAGCGGUUUUGCUGAUAAUAACAACAAGGUUGAUAUCUCGAAGUUCAAUGAGUGGUGGACGAGGUUUAUUUCGAAGUACGAGAGUGAUCCUAACUACUUGUCCCGGGAUGGAUAG